AGGUAAUAGAAUUAUUUGAUCGUCUAAAUGAAAGCUUGGACACUAGUUUCCCGUGGAAAUGGCUGACACCUUUGUUGGAGCGCUACGAAAUUUCUUCAAGAGUGAUAAUAAUUUCCCUGGCGAGUCUCCUGGGGAUUUUGUUCCUCAUCUUGUUUGUCAUCUUAAGAAAAUGGAAAAACAAGGAAUUUUUGCCGGAGGUGAAGGAGUUUGUUGGUGUCAGCGGGAAGCCGAGGUUCAGAAAAAGAGACAAGGUGCUCUUCUACGGGAGAAAAAUGUUGAGGAAGGUCAAGAGCAUCAGUGGACAGGUGAACUCAUCAUCAGGACAAGGAAAAAAACGCCGAGCAGUGAUGAGAUUCGCGCGGCGACUGCUCCAGCUAAAAAAAGAAACAGUUCCGCAACAGCUAAAAGUCUUGGAGCCCCCCGCAGAAUAUUUAGAAGAAGAUCUGGGGCCCGGCGAGAGAGUUCCUCCAGACGCGUUGUACAUCCUGCAGAGCAUCCGAGUGUUUGGUCACUUUGAAAAGCCAGUUUUCCUGAAACUCUGCAAGCACACGGAGAUCAUGAACCUCCCAGCGGGAACCGCGCUCUUUAAAAUUGGAGACCCAGAUGAGAAUGUCUUCAUCGUGCAGCAGGGGUUGGUCAAUGUCUAUAUCACCGGGUCAGAUGGCGCUCAGAUUCCUCUCAAGUUGGUCAACACUGGCGAGAGUGUCACUAGUUUGCUGAGUUUCACUGAUGUGCUCACUGGACACACCAGCACGUAUAAAACGGUGUCGGCAAGAGCUGUUGAAGAUUCUGUUGUUGUCAAAUUACCCAUGAGCGCUUUUCAGGAAGUCUUUCAGGAUCAUCCUGAUGCUUUCAUUCGCGUUAUUCAGGUGAUAAUGGUCCGGCUGCAACGAGUAACCUUCACAGCGUUGCACCAGUACUUGGGUCUCUCAGCAGAACUAGUGAACCAAGGACUGGCUAAAAAGAAGCAGAGCCCGUUUUCCGGGUCGCCAGUCCGGUCAAGGACUCGUGAAAACUUUGACCUGACGCCCACAGACAAGACAGACAAGACCCUGGACCUGCUCCCGCAAACGCCCACGCAGCCGGUGAGCAUCAACCUCAAGAAGCCGAAGCACGAGUGGAAAGUCUCCGACGAAGCUGCUCCAGACAUGGUUCCAGAGUGCGACCAUCAUUGGUCGGACUCUUCGCACCCUGGGAGCAGAAAGCGCUCGGCAGUUGACCAGCCGCUGAUUGCCUCCGUUCAGGAUGAAGCUCAGCUGGUCCAGAUUGCCACCGACGCGUUUGUCAAGGAACUCGGCCUGGAGGACGACUCGGUGCUUAAAGACGGCAAGGUCCAGAUAAGAGAGGUCGCUGCUGGGACUUAUUUGAUGAAGGAGGAGUCUAAUAAAGACGUCGCGCUGGUCUAUGUGCUCUCCGGGUCGCUGGUCAUCAGCCAGAGAGGCUCCGAGGGUGGAAGGCCCGGAGACUCCAGUGACCAGGUUCAUAUGUUCAGUGCUCACACUGGAGAGAUUGUUGGAGGACUCGCGGUUUUGACUGGUGAACCAUCAUUCUACACAAUAAGAGCGAAGCACCCGAGCAGGAUAGCUCUUCUGAGCAAGCAGACGUUCUUUGCGAUAAUGCGAGAGAAACCGACGAUAGUGUUGCACGUGGCGAACACGGUGGUUCGAAGACUCAGCCCGUUUGUAAGGCAAGUAGACUUCGCCUUGGACUGGCUGUUCCUGGAGAGCGGGCGCGCCGUCUACCGGCAGGGAGAUGAGUCGGACUCGACCUUCAUUGUCCUCAGCGGGCGAUUGAGGUCAGUAAUUACUCACAACAACGGCAAGAAAGAGCUGGUUGCUGAGUAUGGAAAGGGCGACCUUGUUGGGAUCGUUGAAAUGGUCACGCAGACUCCAAGGUCAACUACUGUUAUGGCUGUCAGGGAUUCGGAACUGGCCAAGUUACCCGAAGGACUUUUCAAUGUCAUCAAAUUGAGAUACCCGAUUGUUGUUACCAGGCUUAUUAAUUUACUGGGUCACCGAAUUCUAGGAAGCUGGCAGCAAGUAGCAACAACAAGAUCAUCAAUAAAAACCCAGCACCGACCUACAGCAACAACAUUCGACGCAAGACCAUCCCAAGUAAACUUCUCAACAGUCGCGAUAGUUCCAGUCUCCGAAGAUGUCCCUUUAACGGCGUUCACCUACGAGCUGUACCACUCGCUCUGCGCAAUCGGACCUUGUCUCAGGCUGACCUCCGACGUAGUGAGGAAGACGCUGGGCACCAGCAUCAUGGAGACGCCCAAUGAGUACCGGCUGACUUCCUGGCUCGCGCAGCAGGAGGACCAGCACCGGAUCUCUUUGUACCAAUGCGACUCGACCUACACCGCUUGGACCCAGCGGUGUGUUCGCCAAGCCGAUUGUAUUUUGAUCGUCGGGUUGGGAGACAAACCUCCGACUUUGGGAAGAACUGAACGCGAGGUCGAGAGACUUGCUAUGAGGACGCAGAAGGAACUGGUGCUUCUACAUAAGGAACACGGUCAGAGGCCCAGCAAUACUGUCGAGUGGUUGAACAUGAGGAGCUGGGUCUCCAGUCAUCAUCAUAUUCAGUGUCCUAAGAGGAUGUUCACCAGGAGGUCGCAGUACAGAAUUAACGAACUGUACUCAAAAGUGCUGAUGUCGGAACCGAACGUGCACAGCGACUUCAGCAGACUUGCGCGAUGGCUGACAGGAACAUCAGUAGGUCUAGUUCUUGGCGGUGGUGGCGCUCGGGGCGCAGCUCACAUCGGAAUGCUGAAAGCCAUUCUAGAAGCUGGGAUUCCUAUUGACAUGGUAGGGGGCGUGAGCAUCGGUUCCUUCAUGGGGGCGCUGUGGUGCAUGGAGAAGAACAUUACGACGACGACACAGAAGGCCCGAGAAUGGUCGAAGAAAAUGACACAGUGGUGGAGGCAAAUAUUAGACUUGACCUACCCGAUGACCUCAAUGUUCUCCGGAAAGGACUUCAACAAGACAAUCCAGACGACUUUCGGCGACACGUACAUCGAGGACCUCUGGCUUCCGUUUUUUAUAAUCACGACAGACAUCACGGCUUCUUGUAUGCGCACGCACACACAUGGAUCGCUGUGGCGUUACAUUAGGAGUUCAAUGUCACUGUCUGGUUAUAUGCCACCCUUGUGUGAUCCAACAGAUGGCCAUCUACUCCUUGACGGCGGGUACGUCAAUAAUCUGCCAGGCCCAUUAUGGAAGUACGUACGCGCAAGUAUGACAAUAGCGGGGGUGUUUCCUCCAAUUUGUGACCCGCUAGACGGGCAUCUGUUAGUCGACGGGUGUUACGUAAACAAUGUCCCAGCUGACAUAAUGCUAAGACAAGGAGCACACCACAUCCUGGCCAUCGACGUUGGAUCCCAGGACGAUACUGACCUAACAAACUACGGAGAUUCUUUGUCCGGGUGGUGGCUACUUUGGAAGCGCUGGAACCCUUUUGCGACCCCAGUGAAGGUCCCAAACCUCCCGGACAUCCAAUCAAGGCUCGCUUACGUCAGCUGCGUCCGCCAAUUGGAGGAGGUCAAGUCCUCGGACUACUGCGAGUACAUCCGCCCGCCGAUUGAUAAAUACAAGACCCUGCAGUUCGCGAAUUUUGAUGAGAUCAAGGAUGUUGGGUACCACCACGGGAAAACUUACUUUGAAGGCCAGAGCAAGGCUGGGGUCUUGCCCAGGUUCAACGCGGAUAGAGAGACUGCCAAGGCUCUCCGUGCUAAGCAUCAGUCUAAUCAGGACUCUAUUUCUUCGUACACUUUCACCGAUCUUGCGCAGAUGGUCUGCAAGGUCUCUACUAGGAACAGGAGGUACGAUCUGGAUCUUGAUUCCGAGUCCGAUGAGUUUGAGGAAUAUGAAGCUGAUAUGGAGGAGGAUAAUCAUGAGGUUGGAUAUGCUUCAGAACCCACCGCGGGAAUUUUAGAUCAGAGCCCUGAAGACAACCGCCUGCGACGUCGCCCCGGAAUAUCCCUGUCACUGUCCGACACGGAAGCAGAAUCCGAGCUAGAGUACCACCCAAAAUCACCAGUUGCUCUUCAUUGUAAGUUCCGGGUCUAG
Cotesia congregata is the source of this 4064-nucleotide messenger RNA. NCBI's taxonomy places the organism in Eukaryota, Metazoa, Arthropoda, Insecta, Hymenoptera, Braconidae. The record is from the annotation of a GenBank genome assembly.